Messenger RNA from Oryza brachyantha (malo sina), 2992 nucleotides. RefSeq names its product BEL1-like homeodomain protein 7. NCBI's taxonomy places the organism in Eukaryota, Viridiplantae, Streptophyta, Magnoliopsida, Poales, Poaceae. The coding region runs from base 651 to 2597 and encodes 648 amino acids. The record is from RefSeq and is a predicted model, not a curated record. Gene Ontology annotation, biological process: regulation of transcription by RNA polymerase II. Gene Ontology annotation, molecular function: RNA polymerase II cis-regulatory region sequence-specific DNA binding; DNA-binding transcription factor activity, RNA polymerase II-specific. The transcript is spliced from 6 exons.
CGCAACUAAUAAAGGAACUAGCAAAACUAUUUCUUUUGGAGGCAAACAUUAUUCCAUAUUUGGUGCUGUUGUUAGUGGGUGGUCUGAGCUUUUUUUAUUUAGGCAACAACAAGGAACAAGCAAAGGAGAGAGAAAUUGAGAGACUCUUCUGAGCUGAGCUAGCAAACUGCUUGCUUGCUAGGAAGAUAAGAGAAGAGAAGAGGAGAGGAGAGAGAGGAGCUCCUCUGUGCUCUCUUGCUGCUCCCUUUUCCUUUUGAGAUUGUUAUUUUAAUCCUGGGAUCUGAUUUUGUCCCCAUAUUGGGAGGAUCGAUUAUCUUUCUUCCCCCUUCCUCUCCUCUCCUCUCAUCUUCCCUCUCCUAUCCCUGAGCCUGAAGAAGAUCAGCCUGCUUGUCAAUCAAUCCUUGCCCUGCCCCCCAUCAGGAGCACACCCUCAGAUUGAUUGAUAUCGCAGUGAUAACAGCCUGGCGAAGAAUCUUUGAGGAGUUCCAGUCUAUUGGUUCGACAAGGAAAGUUGCACGGGAUUAAGUUUAGUCUGGAUACAAUAUUGAUGACCUUCUGGUAUUGUCAAUCAAGUCAACGUCAAAGCUGGUUCUUCAUACACAUAUAUGCUUUUGCAGUAAUCUCGACCAAUAAGUAGUUGUAACUGCGAGAUGGCUACUUAUUAUUCAAGCCCUGGUAGUGAAAGAGACUCGCAGACCAUGUACUCAAGAGACCCAGGCAGUGCAUCCUAUCCUAUGUCCUCGGCUCUAGGGAACUUGCUCUAUCUGAACAAUCCGUCUUCUGGACCUUACACGGAGUUCAGCGGCAUUCUGCAGCCUCAGCAGAAUUGCAUGGAGAUGCCUGGCUCUGGCCAUCCUUCAACAAUGUCCCAAGACCCUUCUGCAAGGGAGUCCGACAUGCUUGCUUCCCACCAGGGGCAACGCUCUUUCGGCCAUGUCAAAGAUAUGAAAAAUGAGAUGUUGAUGCAUAUGAUGGAUGGAGCACAAGGUGGUGGCUCUGAGCUCAUCCAUGAUGAUGCCCAAACUGGUUCACAUCUUGAGUUUGGUGUUCUGAAUAACCACAGCUCAUCAAGUGUCCCAUCAGUACAAGGCCAAGGGUUAUCUCUGAGCCUGAACACACAAAUGAUGGCGCCUUCCUUACCAUACUGGUCUAUAAAGCCAGACAUGUUAACGCCGCAGUCUUACCAUGACAGCCUUAGAAGCGAUGACAUACGCAUGAAGAAUUUGCAGUCUGAAGCUUCUCGCGCAAUCCGGAACUCAAGGUAUCUGAAGGCAGCACAAGAACUUCUUGAUGAGGUUGUGAGUGUUUGGAAGAGCAUAAAAGAAAAGGCUCAGAAAGAGAAGGCUGAAUCAGGAAAAGCAGAUGGCAAAGAAACUGAUGGAGGGCCAAAAGGUGAGGGUGUGUCUUCUAAUCCACAAGAAUCUGGCGCUAAUGCAGCACCUGAGCUUUCCACUGCUGAGAAGCAAGAGCUUCAGAACAAAAUGGCAAAACUGAUGGCAAUGCUGGAUGAGGUGGACCGGAAAUACAAGCACUACUACCACCAAAUGCAAACUGUGGUUUCAUCCUUUGAUAUGGUAGCUGGGCCAGGAUCUGCGAAGCCUUACACAGCAGUUGCUCUUCAGACAAUCUCACGGCACUUCCGGUGCCUGAAGGAUGCUAUCAAUGAUCAGAUCAAUGUUAUCAGGAAAAAGCUAGGCGAGGAAGAAAAUUCAUCUGGCAAGGAGGGCAAAUUAACUCGCCUCCGGUACAUCGAUCAGCAGCUCAGGCAACAACGUGCUUUCCAACAAUAUGGUAUGAUUCCACAAAACGCAUGGCGACCACAGAGGGGACUGCCUGAAAACUCCGUUACAAUUCUCCGAGCUUGGCUUUUUGAACACUUCCUUCAUCCGUACCCAAAAGAUUCUGAGAAGUUAAUGCUUGCGAGGCAGACUGGCCUGACUAGGAGUCAGAUAUCGAACUGGUUCAUAAAUGCCCGUGUCCGCCUUUGGAAACCAAUGAUCGAAGACAUGUACAAAGAAGAGAUUGGCGAUUUAGAGCAAGACUCCAACUCUUCUUCUGACAAUGCACCAAGAAGUAAGGAUAAAAUGGCAUCUUCAGAAGAAAAGGAAGACAUCAAAAACUCCAGGGCACGGAUUUGCGAAACAAGCCAACUGAGCGAGGGGAGAACCAGCAUUGGAACAAUGAAUGUUGGCGGAGCGCCUAUUGGCUUCCAGAACGAGGCCAACCCUGAUGACAGCUUCAUGAACCUGAUGCUGAAGGACCAGCGAUCGAAUGAAGCAGAUGGCGGCCUCCUCCUCCACAACACUGUCGCGCAGCACUCAGACGAGAAUGCCCGGUUCAUGGCCUAUCACUUGGCUGAGCUUGGGAGAUACGGCAAUGGCAAUGUGUCGCUGACGCUGGGCUUGCAGCACUCCGGCAGCAACCUCGGCGUCCCUAAUGCCGAGCCAAGCUUCCCAGGUGUUAGUGAGGACGACAUCUACAAUGCUACUGCUCCUCUCGGUGUCACUGUCGCUUCUUCAGACUACGAUUCACUGAAUCAGAUGGAUCAGCGGCAACGGUUUGAGCACUCACCUCUUCUGCAUGACUUUGUGGCCUGAAGACAGCAGAUACAUCAGGACCAUGAGCAUUGAAAGGAUUUGGGGGGCAGCAUUUGUAACACCUACCUAGUGGGAGAAUAACAUGCCUGAAAGGGCAUGGGAUUUGUAGCUUUCUAGUUGCCAUUCAAUACAGAAGAGGAGGUAUAGCAAGGAAAUGUAAUAUACAAGGUUAGAUGGUGGGGUGAUAGGGUAAAGAAUCAUGUAAAGAUAAAGUCCAUCAUUACUAUAUUAUACGUGUAAAAGCUUGUGAUUUGAGCACCAUAUUGUAAAGUAAUGGUUACUUAGGACUCUCCUAGUAUACACUCACACUACUAGAGCUUUCUGUCGCUCAUUUACAUGUAAGUGGAGCUGAAAACUUGCUGCUGUGCCCAGCAAGUUGUGCAGCUUUGUGUUAA